Molecule: messenger RNA, 1212 nt
Organism: Frankliniella occidentalis (western flower thrips)
Lineage: Eukaryota; Metazoa; Arthropoda; Insecta; Thysanoptera; Thripidae
Product: pleckstrin homology domain-containing family G member 1
Exons: 5
Coding region: 331-1191 (286 amino acids)
Biological process (GO): intracellular signal transduction
Molecular function (GO): guanyl-nucleotide exchange factor activity
Source: RefSeq, a predicted model, not a curated record
UUUCUCCGGUGUGUGUGCUCCGCAGGCACCAGCAGCUGCUCGGGCAACCGCAGGCUGGGCGUGGCGCCGUCCGCCUACCUGGCCUCCAUCGAGUCCCUGGACGACACGGACGACGAGGACGGGCUCAAGGGGUCGGGCGUCAGCAACAGCGUCAGCUACAGCGUCAGCUACAGCGUCAGCUCGCAAGGGUCCGGGUCGGGCGACAGCGGCGUGUGCUCACCGUGUUCGCCGUGCUCGCACGGGCCGCUGCUGCUGCUGCACCCGCAGGGCUACCACCUGCAAGGGUACCACCCGCAAGGGUACCGCCAUCCGCACCCGCACCUCAGCUUCAUGGACCGCGUCGUCAUGGAGAUCAUCGACACGGAGGGCGUCUACGUCCGGGACCUGCACCAGAUCAUCACGGGCUACCUCACCGUGUGGCGCGGGCGCGUCGACUGCCCGCUGGGGUCGUCCCAGCUGGAGGCGCUGUUCGGCAACAUCGAGGACAUCUACCGCUUCAACCUGCACUUCCUGCGCCAGCUGGAGCAGUGCGACCUGGACCCCGUGCAGGUGGCGCGCUGCUUCGUGCGCAACGACACUGGCUUCUCCAUCUACACCGAGUACUGCACCAACUACCCGAGGACCGUGAGCGUGCUGACGGAGCUGAUGCGUCGCGAGGCGGCCGUGCGGCUGUUCCGGGAGCGGCAGACGGCCCUGCAGCACACGCUGCCGCUCGGCUCGUACCUGCUCAAGCCGGUGCAGCGCAUCCUCAAGUACCACCUGCUGCUGCAGAACAUCGUCAAGCACUCGUCGUGCGACCGCUUCGGCUACGGCGACAUCGUGGACGCGCUCUCCACCAUGACGGCCAUCGCGCACCACAUCAACGACAUGAAGCGGCGCCACGAGCACGCCGUGCGCGUCCAGGAGAUCCAGAGCCUGCUGUACGGCUGGGAGGGCGAGGACCUGACGACGUUCGGCGAGCUCUGCGCCGAGGGUACGUUCAGGGUGGCCGGCGCCAAGGCCCUGCGCCACGUGUUCCUCUUCGACAAGAUGCUGCUCAUCACCAAGAAGAAGGAGGAGAGCAUCCUGGGCUACAAGGCGCACAUCAUGUGCUCCAACCUCAUGCUCAUCGAGAGCGUGCCCGGCGAGCCGCUCAGCUUCCACGUCAUUCCCUUCGACAACCCCCGCAUGCAGUACACCCUGCAGGUAUAGUGUACCGCUCACUCACUCGUU